Molecule: messenger RNA, 2010 nt
Organism: Chaetomium strumarium
Lineage: Eukaryota; Fungi; Ascomycota; Sordariomycetes; Sordariales; Chaetomiaceae
Product: ATP-dependent RNA helicase ded1
Exons: 2
Coding region: 1-2010 (669 amino acids)
Cellular component (GO): nucleus
Molecular function (GO): RNA binding; ATP binding; RNA helicase activity
Source: RefSeq, a predicted model, not a curated record
AUGGCGGAUCAACUCAGCGGCAACAUGGGCAACCUGUCCCUCGAUGGUGCCCAGGCUCCUCAGCCUACCACUCGUUCGUACAUUCCUCCCCACUUGCGUAGCAAGAUGGCGGCUGGCAAUACGGCCCCGAGCAAUGCUCCGCAGAUGGCCUCUCCCCCCGUGAAUGGGCCGGGUCCUAUGGGUGGUCUGAACAACAGCGCCUGGGCUGGUAACAACAAUUUCGAUGCUCGCGGUGGCAACUGGGCAGGCGGUUACGACGCCGCACCCCCUCAGCCUUGGGGCGGCCGUCAGGGCGGCGGCUUCAACCGCAACGCGUACCGUGGUCCCGCCGGCGGUGGUGGAGGUGCCCCUAUUGGCGGUGGUGGUGGCCGCGGUGAGGGUCGCUGGAUUGACGGCAAGCACGUUCCGGGUCCUGCUGACCCUCGUCUUGAGCGGGAUCUCUUUGGUACUCCCGACGACCCGAACAAACAACACACCGGCAUCAACUUUGAGAAGUAUGACGACAUUCCCGUUACGCCGUCUGGCCGUGAUGUGCCGGAGCCUGUCUUGACCUUCAGCAACCCUCCGUUGGACCCUCAUCUUCUCUCCAACAUUGAACUGGCUCGGUACAAGAUUCCAACCCCCGUUCAGAAGUAUUCGAUCCCGAUCGUCAUCAACGGUCGGGAUCUCAUGGCCUGCGCCCAGACUGGUUCCGGCAAGACUGGUGGUUUCUUGUUCCCCAUCCUCCAUCAAUCCUUCACGCAAGGCCCCUCUCCCAUCCCUGCACAAGGCGGUGGCUACGGUCGUCAGCGCAAGGCUUACCCCACGGCUCUGAUCCUUGCGCCGACUCGUGAGCUGGUUUCCCAGAUCUACGAUGAGUCCCGAAAGUUCGCCUACCGCUCUUGGGUCCGCCCCUGCGUCGUCUAUGGUGGGGCCGAUAUCGGCUCCCAGCUUCGUCAGAUCGAGCGCGGUUGUGAUCUGCUUGUCGCCACCCCUGGCAGGCUUGUCGACUUGAUCGAGCGUGGCCGCAUCUCGCUCUGCAACAUCAAGUAUCUGGUUCUCGACGAGGCUGAUCGCAUGCUUGACAUGGGUUUCGAGCCCCAGAUCCGCCGCAUCGUCCAGGGCGAGGACAUGCCUCCCACGGGUCAGCGCCAGACACUCAUGUUCUCGGCCACUUUCCCUCGCGACAUCCAGAUGCUCGCCCAGGACUUCCUUAACGACUACGUGUUCCUGUCUGUCGGCCGUGUUGGUUCGACUUCGGAAAACAUCACGCAGAAGGUCGAAUAUGUCGAAGACAUUGACAAGCGCUCUGUUCUGCUUGACAUCCUCCACACUCACGCCGGGGGCCUUACGCUCAUCUUCGUGGAGACCAAGCGCAUGGCAGAUUCGCUCUCCGACUUCCUCAUUAAUCAGGGCUUCCCCGCGACCUCAAUCCACGGCGACCGCACUCAGCGUGAACGUGAGAAGGCCUUGGAGCUGUUCCGCAACGGAAAGUACCCCAUUCUUGUUGCGACCGCUGUUGCCGCCCGUGGCUUGGACAUUCCGAACGUCACUCACGUGAUCAACUACGACUUGCCCACAGACAUCGACGACUAUGUCCACCGUAUCGGUCGUACGGGCCGUGCGGGCAACACCGGUAUUGCGACUGCAUUCUUCAACCGUGGCAACCGCGGCAUUGUCCGGGAGUUGCUCGACCUGCUCAAGGAAGCCAACCAAGAAGUCCCGCCGUUCCUCGAGACCAUCGCUCGCGAGUCAUCGUUUGGUGGCGGUGGCCGCGGUCGCGGCGGCGGCGGUCGUGGCCGUGGCCGUGGUGGCAACACCGAUUUCCGCAAGUAUGGCGGUGGCGGUGGCGGCGGCUUCGGCGGCGGUGGCUUCAACGGCCCCCAGCAAGGCGGCGGUGGCGGCUUUGGAGGCGGCUUCGGAGGCCCUCCGAGCGGCGGCUACGGCGGCUAUGGCGGUGGUGGUUACGGCGGGGGCGGCUACGGCAACCCUGGCGGUGCCGGUGGCCCUGGCGCUGCUUCUUGGUGGUAA